UUUUUCGUCAAAAGUGAGUUUGAACAUGUCUCUUUCCGCGAAUAAUUGCUGACCUAAUCUCGUUGUAACGUUCUGGCAGUUGUUCGUUAUAUCACACAGUAAGUUUGUUAUGCGGAGAUGCUUUGAAUUAAUUACAUUUAAAGAUAAUAUAAACCUUAGGUUUGUUUUUAAGAUGAUGUUGAUGUGAAAGCGGUAUUUUUAUGCGUUUUUAUAAAUAUUUUUAUAAUGCUAGGCAAUCCGUUUUUGCAAGCAUUUUUAGUUUGAGGUUGGUGUGACCAAAACAAGAGAGAGGGGUAGUGUGCGUCGAACGGUGGUCAAUAGGUGAAGCAUUGGGUGGAAAGGAGAGCGAGGCAUUCAUGUUGCUUUGUGUCUUUCCUUCCCUCCACAUCUUGUAGUAAAGCCGAACCAACACAGACGCGUCUCCGGUAGUUGUGUUCGUUACGUUUGCUUGUGUUUACCAGUGUUUAUUGUAUACAUAUAUGUUGGAGGGAGAGGUGCAUGUGUAUGUGUGUGCAUGAGUGCGCGCCGCCAUAUUUCUCAAUUCCCAUGCCAGUGAAAGUGUCAAGCAAGGAGUGAGUGCGAAAAGAGUAAUGAUACUAGUUCAUGGUGAGAUGUCGAAAGCAGCGUGAAUACAUGUAACAAAGAGUCUGGAUAAGGUUCAACCCCCCAAGCGCCCAACAACAAACCGAAGUUCCAUCAAAUAUUCAAACUGAAAGACGAACCAUGUCCGGAGGAGACACGGCGGACGGUUCGUCGUUCUUCAACGAUACGGAGACGGGCACGAAUAAGUCGUUUGUGAAGAAAGUUAAAUCUCGUGUGUCCGGACUGUUCCCAUCGUCUCUGAGCAAAUGGUUCGGCACCCCACAGGAUAGCCCCAAGAUCCGCCACCGCGAGGAUCUCGACGAGGACGAUGAUACCUGUCUUCUGCAACCUCCCACAAAGAGGGUGAAGCUGCCCACUGUGCCCGAACCCCAAAUAGCAAGCACAAGCAGGAGUAAUCUGGAGAUGACCUUCCUCUCAACACCACUUCAUAAUGAACAACGGCCAAUAGCCAGUGCUUUCAGCACAAAAAUAAUGUCCUUCUCAGAGCCCCAGCCUGUUGCCAAAUCAACAAGGAAAUUAAUUUUACCAAGUGGUUAUAAUCUGAAGAAUAACUACAAUGGAGAUUUACAAAAUGGUGACAAAGACUCCGACAGUGGAGAAUCAACAAGUGGAUAUUCUUCCAUGCCCCGCAUAGGUAGCAAGGAACAUGUAUCUGAUGAUAAACAUGGAACCCCCAACAAACAAUUAGCUGACAACAUAAGUUUAUUUAACUCACCUGCACCUGCAGAACGAUCACUGUUUGGAGACAACAGUAGGAUGGCGAGUCCAAAUUUAAACACUUCAUUGAGUUCACGACGUCCCUCGUUCAACACUUCCGCAUUUGGAUCAUCGAAUUUUAUGGAUCGCACACUUUCCACAAAGCGUAUUGUUAAUUCUCCUUUCUACUCUGGUCGUACAUCUUACGGAGGCGCCUCGGCUUACAGUCGUAAUUUAUUGAAACGUCCCGCUUCGGAUUUGAAGAACUUUGUGCAGCCGAAGCCAAUAGCUACUGUUAAGAAUGUGACCUUAAGUAAAACUGCUAAACGGAUUUUGGAUACUCUGGAACAGUACACAAGUCCAUCAGAAGACGUGAAGAGGAUUCCCAAUCCCUCAAAGCGAACACAGAAAUCCGAAGGACUAAUCUCUAAAUAUACGGGAGCUAAUCCAUAUUCUGUUAGAGACUCAAAAGUUGCAUCCAACAGGGAGCUUCAAGUACCCACCAUGACAGACGUUCUGAAAAUGAAAUUAAAAGAAAGGCUGCAAGACAGUACGCAAUCAGUGCGAGAAUUGGCCACCACGUCUAAAUCUCCUUUAAACGUGGAAGAGUACAAAUUGUUACAACAAGAGGUGACGGACUCAUCAGUUGUUCGUAAUAGUAACAAAAUGAAAACUAAGAUAUCUUCUGUCAGGCCACGUGCCGAGCCUGUGGAAAUAUUGCAGGAUGUUAGGCUGCCGGACGUACAGCUACCUAUUUCGAAAUUACCAAAUUUUGAUUUCAACAUCCCGUUGCCGAUCAAAGAAGUAAAACCAGUGAGCGUUCCAAAAGAAAUUACAGUACCCAAACCAACAGCCAUGUUUAAAACAUCAUCAACCAAUGCAGUAACAAAGACCGCCAACAAACAGUUGAGCAAAGAUAUUUCAGUGUACAAGUUUUCAAAACCACUCGUAAUUUCCGACAAUUUAAAAACUAUAAAGGCCAUCAAUAACUUCAAAUUUAGUAAACCAGUUUGCAAAAAAUCUACCUCUCAGAAAAAUGACGAGCCAACCGAGGUAGCGGUAAACUUCAAAAGUUCCAGUAACAAUUCAAUACCGUGUCUCAGAAGAAAAGUUAACGGUGAAAAUGCUACAAUUUCAGCUGAGAAAGAAUUAAAAACUACUGGUAGUGUUAGUGACGUACUUGGAAGGUCUAAAUCUUUGAUGGACAAAUUCAAACCAGCCACAGGAACAUGGGAAUGCAGCGUUUGCAUGAUCAGAAAUGUUCAAGAUAAAACUAAAUGUGCAGCAUGCGAAACUCCAAAACAAUCAACAACAGCAGCAGCAGCACCCAUCUCAAAUCAGUCAGGAUUUGGAUCGCAAUUUAAAAUGUCUUCAGGCAAAUGGGAAUGUAAUUCUUGUUUUGUCCGAAAUGACGAAACGAAGACGAAAUGUGUAGCCUGUGAAACUCCGAGAAAAUCGGCAGUUGCUGUUGCUGCAAACGGUCCAAAAUCUACUAUUCCAUCAUCAUUCGGUGAUAAAUUUAAACCAGUUGCCAGCAGUUGGGAAUGCGGUACAUGUUUAAUUCGUAAUGAACAGGACAAAGUUAAAUGUGUGGCAUGUGAAACGCCUAAGCCUGGUUGUACCGUAAUUAAAGCAGAUGCUAGUUUUGGAACUUCAUUCACUAAGAAGAACGAUGAAUGGGAGUGUUCUAGUUGUAUGGUGCGCAAUUCUUCUGACAAAGUAAAAUGUGUAUGCUGUGAAGCAGCGAAACCAGGUUGCACUCAAACACUUCCAAAGUCAUUAGUAAACAAUGAGCAAACGCUUCCCAAAUUUAAUUUUGGCAUCGAUAAAGCUAAAGUUGACGGUAAAGGUUUUGCAUUUUCUGCAUCCAAUGUUGCACCAUCGAGCGUCUUUGGAGAUUCUGCUAAAACGGCAACAGUCCCGACAACAAUCAUCUUCGGAGAUAAUAAGACACCCAAUGGAACUAAACUAAAGGAAACUCCUCAAUUUAGCUUUGGACUGCCUGCGGCAAGUGCCAAAUCUUCAAAUGAACCUUCUGAUGUAGUAGACGCUAAUUCUGCUAAGUCGGUCAAUGGAAAACUUGAGAAUACAACGUCUAUUUCUACUACUCAAGCUUUUACGUUUGGAACGAAAUCUGCUGAAAAGCCUGCAAUUCAAAUAGGCACUGUUGUUCCAACACCUUCGAUUGCAGUUGAAAGUGAACCAAGUAAAGUUUUACCUUCAAAAUCGUCAACGGAAAUCAAGAGUGAAGGACCUGUUAUAAAGUUUGGAAAGGUUGAAAGUACUUCCUCACCUGCAGCCACAACUUCAUCUUUGUUUAAUAGCACAGUAAAGACGAGUACUACAACUGCGGCAACACCUUCUAAUAUGUUUAGUUUCUCCGCAAGCAACACUAAUUCUAACAAAGUUAGCUUUGGAGAAAGUGCUACAAAACCAUUAAGUUUUGGGCAAAAUAAUACUACAAAACCAGUUAUGUUUGGAGAAAAAGCGAAGCCAGUAAGCUUUGGGGAGAGUUCUGCGAAACCAAUAACAUUCGGGAAUAACAGUGGGAAGCCAAUAACUUUCGGAGAUAGCACAAACGCGAAUCCAAUAAACUUUGGAGAUACUGUUUCUACGAAAGCGCCACCGACAUUUGGUCAAAGCUUGCCCACGAAACCAAUAACUUUUGGAGAAAGUACCACAAAACCAUCAACCUUUGGAGCGAGUACUGCUACAACAACAAAACCAUCAAUGUUUGGUGAAAAUUCUGUCAAGGCAGCAUCUGCAUCGGAGGAUAAAACGAAAGCAGCUACUUUUGGUAACGCUGCAAUUCCUCAAACCCUGGCAUUUGGAACUGGAACACCGUUUGCUGCUGCAGCACCAUUUUCCAGUUCAGCAUCCACAUUUGGUGGAAACAAUCCUACAAACAAAUCUACAUUUUUUGGAGAGCGGGCAUCCAAUAAUAAGGCAACUACAAUGUUUGGCGGUCCACAAAAAGCCACAACAUCCACGGAAUUUAAACUUCCAACAUUCAAUGCACCAGCGUUCGGAAAUAGUGCAACACAAGCUGGUCAAUCUGCACCACCAACAUUUGGAACAACAGCCGCACCAUCGUCGUCCACGUCAACUUUUGGAUCUUCAGCACAAAGUAGUUCCACAUUCGGUGCACCCUCGCAAAACGGCGGAUUCAAUUUCAGUGCUCCCGCUGUACCUGCAGCUAGUAAUAAUGCUACCAACAAACCCAGUUUCAGUUUUGGAAAUGCAGCUGCAGGCCCCUCUACUACUGGAACAUUUAAUUUUAAUUCUAAUGCUGGCGCAUCGAGUAAUCCAGUAGGCGGUUUCAAUUUUAAUAACCCGGUUCCCAAUUUCAGCUCAGAAGUGAAACCAUCCUUUAAUUUUACUGCUGGUGCUGCACCUUCAUCAUUUACAGCACAGCCCAGCGAGGGUAGUUCGCAAGCUGGUAAACCACAACGGGUGUUUAGAAAAGCAUUGCGAAGGACUCAGCGAUAGUUGGUGUAGCUUUAUGAGAUACUUGGAACGUUAUUACCGAGGAUGUGUGUAUGUUCGAAACGGAUGAUUAGAGUUAAGAUUAAGCCUUAUUUACUCAUUGAUAUAUAUAGAGAAAAUAUCUAUAAUGUAUGUUCAUUAAGUUUUUUUUUCUGUUUUAAUCUUGUAACAUGUGGAUGAGUGUACUCUUUAUUUUCUUUCCAGAAGGGAUGGGGGAUUUGUGUAUAUUAAGGGGGCGUUUCUUAUCUGACCUGUUGGAUGUUACCUAGGUUAUUAGAUGUAAUAUAUAACUAUAUUUAAAGUUAGGGAUAUUUUGUACACACGAGGAAUCGAGGAAUGAAUGAGCAAGUGUUGUGAGCGUGUUGGAUGGAGUUAGGGACGAAGGGAAAUUGACUUUCAAACGUGUCCGUCUGUGAAUAUUUGUGGCACGGCAUUCAUCAUUUCGACUUUUUUGUAAUAUAAUGUUGACUAUAUUUAGAAUAUUUAUAUAAUGUGUACCAUAUCGGGAUGCGACUGAAGCCCUUUGUGAAUAUUCACAGACGCGUCACGCGCGCCAUCAUUUUUGAAUAUAUAUAUAUUAUCAUUACUAUUUUUUUUUGUCAUUAAUUUUUGUUUCGUUCACACACAUGUCGCGCAUAUAUAAAUAUAUACAAAAGUUCUGUACUCACGCGCAUUAUAUAACUGAAUAUAAUUACUAUAACGGUGUGUUGAGUCCUACAUUGUAUAUAACAUAUACACAUAUAGAGUGUAGGGGAGUCCUUGCUGUAGGUCUGAUCCAUAGAAUGUAGAAUUGUUUAAAAACACUGUUUCAAUUUAACCCGAACCAUGAACACCGGAAACACCGAGGAGGCUUUGGUGCGCGCGCGCGGAUUUAUUAAAUUUGAAUAUAUUGUAUAAGUAUAAAUGAUGUAUAUUUAUGACUGCCGAUAUUGGCUUCUUUACUGUGAUAUUCUCAUGGGUCAGGCCCCCCAAUUAAUAUUUAAAUUAUAUGAGAUAAAUAAACAACAACAAAAAAAAUAAUAAUAUAAUAAAUAUGCUGUAACAGUCGCAGGCAAAACUAAUACCGGAUGUCCACAAGAUUACUAAGAAAUACAUUUUAAAAAAUGCACUUUUUUUAAAAUAUAUACAUACAGAUAAUUAUAGUUUUCGAAGUUAUUGCUGUGCAAUAGAUACAACUGGAUGACAAGAAGAAGAAAAUAGGAAAAAUAAGAAGUAACGUUUGAUGUGCGAGUUUUGUCUGUGGUCUAGUUUUAUUUUUGUAAAAAGUAGACUCACUCCUUGAUUAUGA
Molecule: messenger RNA, 6073 nt
Organism: Nicrophorus vespilloides
Lineage: Eukaryota; Metazoa; Arthropoda; Insecta; Coleoptera; Silphidae
Product: nuclear pore complex protein Nup153
Exons: 6
Coding region: 724-4788 (1354 amino acids)
Biological process (GO): protein import into nucleus; RNA export from nucleus
Cellular component (GO): nuclear pore
Molecular function (GO): structural constituent of nuclear pore
Source: RefSeq, a predicted model, not a curated record